AUGAUCACAGUGAUGUUCUAUAAUCACUGUGUGGUCAUCUGCUUUCCACUGCAUUAUGAUGUCAUCAUGGACAUCAGAACCUGUGUUUAUGGGGUCAUCAGCAUCUGGGUCAGUGGGGCCAUCUCUGGAGUCCUUCAUGUGGCAGCUACUUUCUCCAUCCACUUCUGUGGUUCCCGCAUCAUUCACCAAUUUUUCUGUAAUAUCCCCAAGCUCCUGAGACUCUCCUGCUCCAAUGAGUAUCUAGUCAAGCACAGUAAGAAGUCAAGGACUAUGGAUAAUUUCAAUGUGAGUGGGUUUCUUCUCUUGGGAUUUUCUGCCAAACCUGAACAAGAAAUCUUUUAUGCUUCUGUGUUCUUAGUCUUAUACGUGUUGGCUUUAGCUGGCAACAUGCUCAUCAUCACCACAACUUCCCUGGAUGACAGUCUCCAGUCCCCCAUGUAUUUCUUCCUGAAGCAUCUCUCCUUGCUGGACCUCUGCUACAUUUCUGUGACUGUGCCGAGAUUCAUUUACAAUUCUUUCAAGCAAAGUGGAAAUAUCACCCUCUGGGAAUGCAUAGUGCAGUGCUUUGCUUUCAUUACCUGUUGUUCUGCCGAGGUGGCCAUGCUCACACUGAUGUCCUAUGACCGCUACGUGGCCAUCUGUCUUCCCCUGCGCUAUGAAAUCAUCAUGAAUGUCAGAACCUGUGUCCAUGGAGUCGUCUGUGUCUGGGUCAGUGCAGCCAUCUCUGGAACCAUGCAUACGGCAGCUACUUUCUCCAUGAAAUUAUGUGGCCCCCGCAUCAUUCACCAGUUCUUCUGUGAUAUUCCUCAGAUCUUGAAACUCUCCUGUACUCUUGACUAUAUCUAUGAGGUUGGUGUCUCUGUCUUCCUGUCUUUGGGGGCAUUUCUUUGUGUCAUCUUCAUAGCAUUCUCCUACGUGCAUAUAUUCUCUUCUGUGCUGAGGAUGCCAUCUGCUGAGGGCAGAGCCAAGGCCUUUUCCACUUGCAUUCCUCACCUCAUUGUUGUCUUAUUAUUUCUUUCUACUGGUGCCUUUGAGUACUUAAAAUCUCAUUCAGACUCUCCAACAGUGUCAGACAUUUUUAUCACUGUUAUGUAUACAGUAGUUCCACCAACGUUCAAUCCAAUGAUCUAUAGCCUGAGAAAUAAAGCCGUUAAGUCAGCCAUCAGAAAGGUUUUUAAGGGAAAUAAAGCAUAUCUGUGUGGAUGA
Messenger RNA from Sorex fumeus (smoky shrew), 1206 nucleotides. RefSeq names its product olfactory receptor 14J1-like. NCBI's taxonomy places the organism in Eukaryota, Metazoa, Chordata, Mammalia, Eulipotyphla, Soricidae. The record is from RefSeq and is a predicted model, not a curated record. The coding region runs from base 1 to 1206 and encodes 401 amino acids. Gene Ontology annotation, cellular component: membrane. Gene Ontology annotation, molecular function: G protein-coupled receptor activity; olfactory receptor activity. Gene Ontology annotation, biological process: G protein-coupled receptor signaling pathway. The transcript has 2 exons.